Loxodonta africana (African savanna elephant) is the source of this 5207-nucleotide messenger RNA. It is a transcript of the gene SIGMAR1, whose product is annotated as sigma non-opioid intracellular receptor 1. The coding region runs from base 129 to 800 and encodes 223 amino acids. Lineage: Eukaryota; Metazoa; Chordata; Mammalia; Proboscidea; Elephantidae. The transcript has 4 exons. The record is from RefSeq and is a predicted model, not a curated record. Gene Ontology annotation, cellular component: endoplasmic reticulum.
CCACGGCGGUAGCCGCGGAGCUGGUCGGUGGCGGAGCGCCUUGGGCUUGUAGGCAGUGUCACGGCCACAGGCUCCGGCUCGACUCCAGGUCGCCUCCUACGCCGCGCUGUGCCAGGCCGCCAUCCAGGAUGCAGUGGGUCGUAGGUCGGCGGUGGGCGUGGGCCGCGCUGCUUUUGGCUGCCGCGGCUGUUUUGGCGCAAGUCGUCUGGCUCUGGCUGGGUACGCAGAGCUUCGUCUUCCAGCACGAAGAGAUCGCGCAGCUGGCACGGCAGUAUGCGGGGCUGGACCACGAGCUGGCCUUCUCUCGGCUGAUCGUGGAGCUGCGGCGACUGCACCCAGGCCACGUGCUGCCCGACGAGGAGCUGCAAUGGGUGUUCGUGAACGCGGGUGGCUGGAUGGGCGCCAUGUGCCUUUUGCACGCCUCGCUGUCCGAGUACGUGCUGCUCUUUGGCACCGCCCUGGGCUCCAGCGGCCACUCUGGGCGCUACUGGGCUGAGAUCUCGGACACCAUCAUCUCUGGCACCUUCCACCAGUGGAGAGAGGGCACCACCAAAAGUGAGGUCUUCUAUCCAGGGGAGACAGUGAUGCACGGGCCUGGAGAGGCAACAGCUGUGGAGUGGGGGCCGAACACGUGGAUGGUGGAGUACGGCCGGGGUGUCAUCCCAUCUACCCUGGCCUUCGCACUGGCUGACACAGUCUUCAGCACCCAGGACUUCCUCACUCUCUUCUAUACUCUUCGUGCCUAUGCCCGGGGCCUCCGGCUUGAGCUUUCCACCUACCUCUUUGGCCAGGACCACUGACCAGCAGGGCCAGAAGGAGGACCUGUGGAUGGACAGGAGCGGGCAGGCCUGCACAUGUCCACUUGCUGGAGCCCAUGUGUUUGGGAACAUACUCAUACCAUGCAGAUACUGAGUUCCUGGUGUACAAGCAGGGACAUAAUAUGCUUAUACAUCCAAACACAGAGACCGGUGGGAACAUAUGAAACACAUAUGCAGAUACUGAGAUCUGUAGGUAUGACAGCAAUCAUGUGCUCACACCCAUUGAGAGAGGGAGCCCCACGUGUACCAAGGAGGGCAGUCAUGUUCAAACACAUAUAGCAUAAGCUUGACUCUCUAACUCGGGCCUUUCUAAACCUUCCCCACCCUCAAUCAGGGCUCUUGAGUUAGGGAUGGGGUGAGUAUUACACUCUGCCUGGGUCUGACCCCUCAACCUAGCAGUAAUUUGGAGGGGCUAGGAAGAAGAGAAGCUGCCCUUUGGAGGCCUCCUUUCCCUGUAGCUGUGAUGCCCUUCCCCUUCAUCUCCCUUGCCCUCACCAUAUGCCUUACACUCAUUCUGCUUCCUUGCUAUGCAAGUGCCCCAUGGACUGUCCCCAACUCCAUCAGCAACCAAAUAAGCUGGGGAAUCAGGAACUUGAGAAUGCUGAGGUUAGGACCCUACUACCCUGAAGGACCCCCAUCCCCCGCUUGGGGGUAUGAUGGGAGGCUGACCCCAGCCCAGGGCCCACUACUGAGGAGAGGGCCUGAAGAGGUGACACUGAGUCCAAGAGGCCAUCCCUGGCUUAGAGAAGGCCCGCUCUGCACACUCACAUCGCCCUUCCCCACACACCUCACAGCUUCCAGACACUGCCCCUGCUGCAUUCUCUGUCCUCUAUGUUAAUAAAGACCUGUCAAACAGUUACAUUUCUUUGUGUUGUCCGAGCAGCAGGAAGAGCUGCUAACUCCUGGAAGACCUAAGGAAGGCCUCUGUAUUGCUGUGUGCCUUAGUUUCCCUAUCUAUAAGACCACAGCUUUGGACUAUAGUAUGGAUUCAAACUUAAGUGUGCAUAGAAUGACUAGGAAGCUCAUUGACUACAGAUUCCUAGGCCCAAUCCUCAGAAAUCAAUUUUGUGUUGAAGCUUUGAGAUCAGCUUGUUUAAUAAGAUCCUCUCCACCACAGUUGUAAAUGUCACAAUUUGAGAAGUUCAGGGUUGGAUAAGGUGGUAUGUGUCUUUGCUUGGCUUGGACUCUCCCACUGUUCUGGGAAGUCUUAAGAGUCUGCGCCCUGCCCUGGAUGGCCACAGAGUGGCAGUGUGCACCCACUUUUGAGCUGCAGGAGGCAUAGUCCCACUUCUCAAUCUCUGCUCUUUUGGGGCUCCCAGGGGACUGUAUCCACCCUCCUCCAGAGCAGAAGUUCCCCCCUCUAUGGUCUAUCUUCAGGCCCCCCACUUCUCCAGGGGCUCCACACAAGUGGGGAGAGUACACACAACCUGGCAGUAAGGUAGAGCCAAACAAGAGUGAAGCAAGAGAGUCUGCUUAGGGUGCAAAAUUUAAAAAGGCACUCACUCUAGGACAUCACUCAAUUCACUUGUUUCCUCAGAUUUUGUGCCCUAGGCACUGCCUCACUUCACCUCUAGUCUUGACCCUCCUCUGAGGCUGAGUAAGGCUCCAGCCGCUCCCACUUCUUAAGGUUCCUGGUAUAUAAAAAAUGGAAGAAACAUGGUUAUAAAAAUUGUAUAUUAUUAAAAUUUGACAUUCUAAUUCACAAAAAUACAAAUGGCUACAUGCAUAACCUCAUUUGGAAAAGUCAGAAGUCUAAAAUUUGUGGCUCUGAGUGAGUGGCUAUCCCAACCCCACCACCACCACCCAGCCAUAGCAGGCCAUGGCUGGGGCUGCUCCAUUGAGCAUGAGUAGUAAAGUCAUGUCUCUUUGAGGAUUUCUCCCACCGUAUAACCCAGCUCUGCCUCUAGGCUCAGAGACACAUCUGUCAGAGGCUCCUCAGUUUCCCCUGUCAUCCCUCCCUUCCUUCCACAUAAGACUAGGCUCCCAGGCCCCUUGGCCCCUUCCCAUUUCUAUUGCUAAAUCCAGGGAUCACUUCUUAGUUCUCAAUUUUCAUUUCCCACAGUUAAUUACUCUUAAGCACACUGUCCUUUGGGCUUCCAGGACACCACUCACUCAGCUAUCUUUCUUCAUUGCAUCUUUUGCUGAAUCCUUCUUACCUCCUCAACCCCUGACUUCCCAACGUCUUAGUCCUCAAACCUCUUCUCUGUCUACACCCCCUCUGAGUUGAUCUCAGCCACUUCCCAAUGGCUUUAAAUACCACCUAUAUAUUUUGAUGCCCAAAUUUUUGUCUCCAGCCUAAAUCUCUUCCUGAGUUCCAGAUUCAGAUAUCUGACUGCUUCCAUCUCCAUUAGCAUCUCCACGUGGAUAUCUAAUAGGCAUCUCAAACCUAAAAUGGCCAAAAUGAACUGAUUUCUCUUCCAAUCCUGCCCUUCCUGCAUGCAGUCUUUACUUUCUCAGUUAAGGGCACCUCCAUUUACCCAGAUGCCCAGUUCAAAAAUCUUGGAGUUAUCUUCAGUAUCUCUCAUUCUCUCGUAUCCCACAUCCAAUCCAUCAACAAAUCCUGUCAGUUUUCUCUUCAAAACAUAUCCAGAAUCUAUCCACUUCGUGUUACCUCCGCUGCUGUCACCCUGAUCUGAGCCACUGUCAUAGUUAUCUUAGUUAUUUCUGCUAUAACAGAAAUACCACAAAUAGAUAGCUAUAGCAAGUAGAAAUUUAUUUCCUCACAGUUUAGCAAGCUUGAAGUCCGAAUUCAGGGUACCAGCUCUAAGGGAAGGCUAAGGCUUGACAUUCUAAUUCAGGAUGCCAGUUCCAGGGGAAGACUUUCUCUGCUGGCUCUACAGGCAGGUCCUUCUCUCUUUAGAGCUUCUGUUCCUGGGAGAUCUUUAUGUGGCAUAGAAUCUGUCUUCCCCCAUCUCUGCUUCUCUAGCUUGCUUGUUUAAUCUCUUUUAUAUGUCAAAAGAGAUUGAUUUAAGACACUCUACACUAAUCCUAUCUCAUUAACGCAACAAAGAAAACCCAUUCCCAAGUGGGAUUACAACCACAGAUAUAGGGGUUAGGAUUUACAACACAUAUUUUAGAGGAGGACACAAUUCAAUCCAUAACAGCCACCAUCAUCUCUUUCCUGAACUACUGCAACGGCCUCCUUACUAGUUCUUAUCCUUAUAUUCUGUGUGGAGCCAGAGUCAGCAGCCAGUCAGGCUUUCACUAUCUACUCAGAAACUUCCAACGGCUUUCCACCUUAUUCAGUCCUGUCAAUGCCUCCAAGGGUCUUCUCCAGGGCCUGUGUUACCUCUGACCAAAUAUCUGACUACUCACCCAUUGGCCAUCCUGUUCCAGCCCAGUGACCUCCUUGCUUUUGUUUCAGCACGUCAAGCAAACUUCUACCUCAGUAUGUUUGCACCUGCUAUUCUCCUGACUGUAAUGCCCUUCCCUAGAUAUUUACAUGGCUGUUUCUCCCCCUCAUCAAUCCCUGCUGAGUGAGUCCUUCCCUUAAUACUUAGUAUAAUAGUAGUCCUUCUGUAAUGGUUUUAAAAUGCUCCUUGUCGUAAGUUGCCAUCAAUUCGAUUCCAAUUCAUGGAAGUGAUUCACAGGGUUUUCUUGGCUGUGAUCUUAACAGAAGCAUAUUGCCAGGCCUUUUCUUCUUCGGCACGAGUGGGUUCAAAUGCCAAACCAUUUGUACCAUCUAGGGACCUUGGUUUUAAAACACAUCCACAAAAUUUUUGGUAUCCCUUCCUUCAAGAUGAGCCUGAUUCCCUCCCCCCUUGAGUGUGGGCAGGCUUAGUUCUAUACUUUCAACAAAUAAUAUAUGGCAGAAGUAACCAUGUGUGACUUCCUAGACUAGAUCAUAAAAAGCAUUGCCAUAUCUUUAUUCUGUCUCUUGGGACACUCAUUCUGGGAGAAGCCAGCUGACAUGUUGGAAGGACACUCAAGUAGCCCUAUGGAGAGGCCCACCUAGGGAGGAACUGAGGCCUCCUGGUAACUGCUAUGUAAGUGAGCCAUCUUGGGUUUGGAUUCUCCAGGCCCAGUCCAGGCUGGUCAACAGUUUUACUACAACCUUGUGAGAGACGCUGAGCCAGAACACCAAGCUAAGCCACUCAAACCCAUGACCCGCAGAGCCGUAAGAAAAGAAGUGUUGCUCUAAGCUGCUAAGUUUUAGGGUAAUUUGUUACACAGCAAUAGAUAACUAAUACAUCCUUCCCUUCCUAUUCUCCCCCGCCCCAAUCCAGCUUUAUUUUUCUCCAUAAUACUUAUCACCAUCUGACAUACUAUGUAUUUCCCCCACUAGAAUUAAAGAUCCAUUGUAAUAGGAACUUUGUUUUACUUACUCCUGUGGUCAACAGUACCUGGCAUAAAGUAGAUGCUCAAUAAAUCUGUGUUGGAUGAAUGAAA